GGGGCGUGGAGGGGGCGUGGCGAUGUCUGCCCUCCAGACAAGGCGGGGUUGGUGGCCUGGGCGACAGCGGGGCGGGCCCGCGCCGGGGGUCGUGGCCGGGGCACGUGGUGCGGAACCGGCGCCGCGCUUUCUGCUGGUAAGAGGGCCUUGCCUAGUGGGCCUCCCUUCCCAGGUUGCCGGUCAGUGCCUACUAGAGACAGGACUGACCAGUUGCUCUUCCUUCCAAGAACCUUCAAGAUCUGUGGACUGGGCUUUGGUUGAAAGAUGGCGGCCCUCACGACCCUGUUUAAGUACAUUGAUGAAAAUCAGGAUCGCUACAUUAAGAAACUCGCAAAAUGGGUAGCUAUCCAGAGUGUGUCCGCGUGGCCCGAGAAGAGAGGCGAAAUCAGGAGGAUGAUGGAGGUUGCUGCCGCAGAUGUUAAGCAGUUGGGUGGCUCUGUGGAACUGGUGGAUAUCGGAAAACAAAAGCUCCCUGAUGGCUCGGAGAUCCCGCUCCCUCCUAUUCUGCUCGGCAGGCUGGGCUCCGACCCACAGAAGAAGACCGUGUGCAUUUACGGGCACCUGGACGUGCAGCCUGCAGCCCUGGAGGACGGCUGGGACAGCGAGCCCUUCACCCUGGUGGAGCGAGACGGCAAGCUGUAUGGGAGAGGUUCAACUGAUGAUAAGGGCCCGGUGGCCGGCUGGAUAAACGCCCUGGAAGCGUAUCAGAAAACAGACCAGGAGAUUCCUGUCAACGUCCGAUUCUGCCUUGAAGGCAUGGAGGAGUCAGGCUCCGAGGGCCUAGAUGAGCUGAUUUUCGCCCAGAAAGACACAUUCUUUAAGGAUGUGGACUAUGUCUGCAUUUCUGACAAUUACUGGCUGGGAAAGAAGAAACCCUGCAUCACCUAUGGCCUCAGGGGCAUUUGCUACUUUUUCAUCGAGGUGGAGUGCAGCAACAAAGACCUCCAUUCCGGGGUGUAUGGGGGCUCGGUGCACGAGGCCAUGACUGAUCUCAUUUUGCUGAUGGGCUCUUUGGUGGACAAGAGGGGGAACAUCCUGAUCCCCGGCAUUAACGAGGCUGUGGCCGCCGUCACGGAAGAGGAGCACAAGCUGUAUGACGACAUCGACUUUGACAUAGAGGAGUUUGCCAAGGACGUGGGGGCGCAGAUCCUCCUGCACAGCAACAAGAAAGACAUCCUCAUGCACCGAUGGCGGUACCCGUCUCUCUCCCUCCAUGGCAUCGAAGGCGCCUUCUCUGGGUCGGGGGCCAAGACGGUGAUUCCCAGGAAGGUGGUUGGCAAGUUCUCCAUCAGGCUCGUACCAAACAUGACUCCUGAAGUCGUCAGCGAGCAGGUCACAAGCUACCUGACUAAGAAGUUUGCUGAACUGCACAGCCCCAACGAGUUCAAGGUGUACAUGGGCCACGGUGGGAAGCCCUGGGUCACCGACUGCAGUCACCCUCAUUACGUGGCUGGGAGAAGAGCCAUGAAGACAGUUUUUGGUGUUGAGGCAGACUUGACCAGGGAAGGCGGCAGUAUUCCCGUGACCUUGACCUUUCAGGAGGCCACGGGCAAGAACAUCAUGCUGCUGCCUAUGGGGUCAGCGGAUGACGGAGCCCACUCCCAGAAUGAAAAGCUCAACAGGCAUAACUACAUAGAGGGAACCAAGAUGCUGGCCGCGUACCUCUAUGAGGUCUCCCAGCUGAAGGACUAGGCCCGGCCUCCUGUGUGUCACCUCCGACGAGAAGGAAUCCCGCCCUCACCCCACCCUUUU
Messenger RNA from Rhinopithecus roxellana (golden snub-nosed monkey), 1752 nucleotides. It is a transcript of the gene CNDP2, whose product is annotated as carnosine dipeptidase 2. Gene Ontology annotation, cellular component: cytosol. The transcript is spliced from 12 exons. NCBI's taxonomy places the organism in Eukaryota, Metazoa, Chordata, Mammalia, Primates, Cercopithecidae. The record is from RefSeq and is a predicted model, not a curated record. Gene Ontology annotation, molecular function: metallodipeptidase activity. Gene Ontology annotation, biological process: proteolysis. Bases 265 to 1692 code for a protein of 475 amino acids.